Rhizophagus irregularis DAOM 181602=DAOM 197198 is the source of this 1836-nucleotide messenger RNA. The record is from RefSeq and is a predicted model, not a curated record. Lineage: Eukaryota; Fungi; Glomeromycota; Glomeromycetes; Glomerales; Glomeraceae.
AAGAAUGCUGGGAUGGCGAAUCAAAAUCAAGAUCUGAUGUUGAAGUAGUACAUGAAAUUUCAAGUCGAUUAAAUAUUGAGGAUUCACAAUCUUCACAAUUUAAUUUACCAAAUAUUGAUAACAAUGACAACUUAACUAUUUCUUCAGAUUAUCAAAAUUCAAAUUUAAUAAGUAAGUGUGAUAUAUUAAUUAUGUUGAUUAGCAUCAGAAUGAAUUUAUUAAUAAUCUGCUACUGAUAUUAAUCAGGUUUAUCUUCAGACACUUCCAAGAAUUUAUUUAGCCAUUCUCUCAGUAAAUCAAAAUUAAGAGAUCAAGAUUGGAUUAAUGAAGAAUAUUCAAAUAAAGAAGUUAUGGAUAUUAUUGAAGGUGAAAAGUUAAAACUUAAAGGUCCUUUGAAAAUAAAAGACUUUAUGAAGUUAAAAAGUAUUAGUUUAGAGAAAUGUGAGUUAACCAGUUUGGAAAUUAGUGGUUGUUCUCAGCUUAUUAAGAUUGACUUAUCAGAGCUUUUCAAACUUACAAGUUUAUCCAUAACUAAAUGUUCGGAACUAAUCACAUUAAAUUGCUCAUCAAAUGAGUUAACCAGUUUGGAAAUAAGUAAUUGUUAUCAUCUUAAUAAGAUUGACUUGUCAAAACUUCCUAAACUCACAAAUCUAUCUGUAACUGAAUGUCAAAAACUGACCAAGCUUGACUGUUCUAAUAGUAAAUUAACUGAGUUGGAAGUUAGUGAUCUUAUUGAGCUCAACUGUUCAAAUACUUCAAUUGAGGAAUUAAAUCUUAAUUUUUGUCCAAAUAUUAAAAAACUCAUUUGUUCUAACAAUGAAAAACUAAUUAAUUUAGAUGUAAGCAUUUGUUCACAAUUAGACUUUCUUGAUUGUACCAGCAGUAAAUUAACUAUUCUUGACCUAAGUAUUUGCUCCAAAUCUAUUAUGGUUAAACCUCCUAAUAUGGAUAUUAUCCAAGAAAAAGAAAAAAUUAAGAAUAUAGUGAUAGUUGGCUGCACUGAUGUUGGUAAAUCUACAUUAGCCAAUAUAAUAACUGGCUCUGAUUAUUUCAGUAAAAGUGCAUACACAGCUAGUAAGACUAUAAAUUUCAAGAAAAAACAUUUUAAAUGGAAUGGAAAAUAUUUUUGUAUAGUUGAUGCUAUUGGACCUAAGCUAACUACAGGAAAUACUUUACUUAAAUCAGUAGAAGAAAUCUUUUCUAUGCUAGAAGGGAUAAGCCAAAUUUUAUUUGUGAUUGAUGGAAGAUUCACAACAGAAGAAAUAAAAAUAUUCAACUUACUCAAAGGUCUUAUUAUCAAUAUUUUUGAAAUUAACAUUCUUGAAUAUGUUACUAUUGUGAGAACUAAGUUCAGUAAUUUUAAGAAAAAAAAGGAAUGCGAAGCAGAUAAGAAUCAAUUGCAUAAUGAAAAUGAGAGUAUUAGUGAAAUAGUUAAAUCAUGUAGAGAUGUUAUUCAUGUAGACAAUCCUUCAGUAAAUAUUCAAAUUACUGAUGAUGAUGAUCAAUAUACAGUUAAUAUUAAUAAAAAAAUAAGAGAAAGGUCAAGAAAGAUAAUGUUGGACUAUUUAGAUGAAGCAUGUCAGGUAGAUUACUUUAAAUUAAAAUCAUGGGAUGAGACACAUAAACUGGUUGCUGAAUAUAUAGAAAGUAAUUGUAAGAAUUUAUCAGAAUUAGAAUAGAAUCAGAAACUUAUUAAAUAACUUGAUUUAUCACAAUUAAUUAAAAAAUAAACUGGAUUCAUCAAAAUUAUUAAAUCAAAUCCAUAUAUAUGUAUAAUACAAUGAUGUUUUAAUUUGUUGUAAAUAAGGUAAUACAGAGAUUUAACAAUUUGUACAA